AUUCCACGCCCGCCACUUCAGAAACGGGAAGGGAGAGAGAGAGAGGGAGAGAGAAUGGAGCAUGGUGGCGGAAUGAACGGAAUGAUGGGAGGAGGGGAUAACAUGACGAUGGCGCCUGCCGGCGGGGGUGACAUGCACAUGCAGCACCACAAGAUGAUGAUGCAUAUGACCUUCUUCUGGGGGAAGGAUGCCCUCAUAUUGUUCGACGGCUGGCCCGGCGGCAGCCUCGGCAAGUACCUCGCCUCAUUGGUCAUCGUCUUCCUCGUCGCCCUCUUGAUCGAGUGGCUCUGUUUCUGCGGCCUGGCCCGGCCGAGGAAGCCGAGCCCUGUCACCGGGCUUCUUCAGACCGCCAUAUACACGCUGCGCGUGGGCUUGAGUUACCUGGUGAUGCUCGCCCUCAUGUCCUUCAACGUUGGGGUGCUGCUCGUCGCCGUCGCUGGUCACGCUGUGGGGUUCUUGAUCUUUGGCAGCCGAGUCUGUAAACGGACCAGGGACGACGAUGGGCAACCACCAGAUGUUCUCCCACAUGGAAAAUGCUAGAUGUACCAACGCAGCACAAAAGAACCCUCUCCCUCUUUCUAGGAUUUUAUGCGUCUGCCAUUUCCUUGGCCCAGUGUUCCAGAGCUUGUAAUGAACCAUAUGUGCGUUAAUACAUGGAGAAAAUAAAUAAGUCUCUGUUCAGAUU
Molecule: messenger RNA, 685 nt
Organism: Nymphaea colorata (pocket water lily)
Lineage: Eukaryota; Viridiplantae; Streptophyta; Magnoliopsida; Nymphaeales; Nymphaeaceae
Product: copper transporter 6-like
Exons: 1
Coding region: 55-540 (161 amino acids)
Biological process (GO): intracellular copper ion homeostasis; copper ion transmembrane transport
Cellular component (GO): plasma membrane
Molecular function (GO): copper ion transmembrane transporter activity
Source: RefSeq, a predicted model, not a curated record